AUGGUGGCUGGGGGCGUGCAGAGCGUGGAGGACGGGGCACUCUACACCACCCACGCCUCCUAUUACCCGCAGUUCUACUCCACGCUGCUCCCGCCCGCGCCGCCCGGCUCCUACUCCUCCUCCAACUACUCCUCCUCCACGCACUCCUCCUCGGGCCAGUCCUCAGACUGCUCCUGGCUGAGGCUGGAGGGCGUGGAGGGCGUGUGCGGCACGGCCCCGCCCGGCCGUGCGCGCCACCCGCGGUGUACGUGCCCCUCGCCUGAGUCUCUGCGGAAGGCGCGGAAGGCCCUGGCGGCACGGCGGGUCCGUGCGUGGCGGGACCCCCGGUGCACGUGCCCCAGCCCCCCCGGGAGCCGCGACGCCAGCCCCUGGAGCGGCACGUCCCCCUCGCCCCCCUCCACCCCCGCCACGGCCUCGCCGCCCCCUCGCCAGCCCCGCUGCACGUGCCCGGACUCUGACCUUUCCCACAAGCUGACGGGUGCACGGCGUGCACGGUCAGCGCGGGACCUGCGGUGCACGUGUCCCACCACCACGCCGCCCCCCGCCAGGGAGCCGCGGUGCACGUGCCCGCCUCACGUGCAGGAGCAGGACAAGCGGUCGUGCAAGGGGCGGCUGGUGCACGCCGUGCUGCUCAACUACCCCGGCAGCACGGCCAUCAGCACGGACCACGGAGACUUCGUGCGCCUCUCCCCGGCCAAGAUGGCGGAGGCCCUCAAGCUGUGCCACCUGCGGCACAAAGUGGUGAGUGGCGUGGCCGCCCUGGCCGCCGCACGCCCACUCCACGCCCACGGCAAGGAUGGCGACGGGCGUGUGUGUCGCUGCGAAGCCUCGGAGGCGCGGCUGCGGGGCCGCGCCCCUGGGGUCGUCACCAGGAUACUCCCCGCAGCCGCAGCCGCAGACACCAAGCAGGAGACUAAGGCAAGCCCCGAGGCUCCUACCAAAGGUAACGCCACCUUCCCUAUGGAAGACUUACCUCAGCCACUCCUGGGGGACCUGUGCUCGCCCCUGGGGGAGGUGCCGCCCCUCAGCCCCCCUGAGAGGCCGCCCGUCACCCAGGACAACCUCCCCCUGCACCCCCUCACGCGUCACGUGACCAGUGACGUCACCCAGGCCUCCUGCAGCAGCACCCCGACUAAGGCGGCAACCCGCGGUGGCGGCUCGUGGCGCGACCCCAGUGUGUCGCUGAGGAAUUUGCGGCACCUGCAGCAGCUCAGCGCCUCCCACGGGCACCUGGACGCCAGCCUGGAGGCCUCCCUCAGCAGGACCAGGUCCCUGGAGAUAUAUGUGAAGGACCUGGCGCAGCAGGCGGCACGGCAGCCUCCCUCUCUGCUGGCUGCUGCCUCUGCUUACCACCUCACCCUCGCUCCGCAGACUGACCAGCAGCGCUGGACCAAGAAGAUUCUCCCUCAGUCGCCACCCCCCGGCAGGAGACAGUCGCCACCCCCCGGCAGGAGACAGUCGCCACCCCCCGGCAGGAGACAGUCGCCACACCCCCAGCAGGAGACAGUCGCCACCCCCCGGCAGGAGACAGUCGCCACCCCCCGGCAGGAGACAGUCGCCAUCCCCCGGCAGGAGACAGUCGUCACCCCCCGGGAGGAGACAGUCGCCACCCCCGGGAGGAGACAGUCGCCACCCCCCGGCAAGAGACAGUCGCCACCCCCCGGCAGGAGACAGUCGCCACCCCCCGGCAGGAGACAGUCGCCACCCCCCGGCAGGAGACAGUCGCCACCCCCCGGCAGGAGACAGUCGCCACCCCCCGGCAGGAGACAGUCGCCACCCCCCGACAGGAGACAGUCGCCACCCCCGGCAGGAGACAGUCGCCACCCCCCGGCAAGAGACAGUCGCCACCCCCCAGCAGGAGACAGUCGCCACCCCCCGGCAGGAGACAGUCGAGGGAGCGCCAGGUAUCGCCGCCGUGCCUGA
Molecule: messenger RNA, 1923 nt
Organism: Procambarus clarkii (red swamp crayfish)
Lineage: Eukaryota; Metazoa; Arthropoda; Malacostraca; Decapoda; Cambaridae
Source: RefSeq, a predicted model, not a curated record